AUGAGGACGAAAAUCCUCCCUUUGUGCGCUCUCGUGGCAUGUGCUCACUAUGCCGGUGCCAACGAGGUAGAUCAAAUGAGCCACUGGAUAUAUGAACAGCAACCUUGCGAAAAUACACCCACGAGCCGCAGUUGUUGGGGACAUUUCAACACCGAGACAAAUUACUACACCACUGCGCCGGACACUGGGGAAACCGUGGAAGUAUGGCUCUCUGUACAGGAGGGAAUCUGCAAUCAAGAUGGCUAUGAACGUCCUUGUAUGACGUUCAACGGGACAAUGCCAGGUCCCCCCAUUGUCGCCAACUGGGGCGAUAACCUCAAAGUCCACGUCACCAAUAACAUGGAGUCAAAUGGCACAUCAGUACACUGGCACGGUGUGCAUUUGCGCGGAAGCAACAAAAUGGAUGGAGUGCCCGGCGUCACUCAAUGUCCCAUUUCACCAGGCGAGUCAUUCACCUACCAAUUUAGAGUCACGCAGUACGGCACGAGCUGGUACCAUAGUCAUUUCUCUCUUCAGUCAACCGAGGGCCUGUUUGGUCCCCUCAUCUUCCACGGUCCGGCUACUGCCGACUACGAUGAAGAUUUAGGAUCGCUUUUCCUCCAGGAUUGGUCGCACAGUCCGUCAUUCACCGACUGGGACACCAAGCAGAAAUUCGGCAUCACACAUUCUCAAACCACGACAUUGAUCAAUGGAACCAACACCUUCGACUGUUCCAACGAGUCGGAUGUCAAAUGCGUUGGCGGCGGAAAGAAGUUCGAGAUGCUCUUCGAAGCAGGCAAGAAACACCGUCUGCGUUUGAUCAACGUCGCGGUCGACAGCCAGUUUCAAUUCAGCAUCGAUGAUCACAAACUCACAGUGAUUGCCAAUGACUUUGUUCCCAUUGAACCGUAUGUCGCCGACAGCGUGAUCGUCAACGUGGGUCAGAGAUACGACAUCAUCGUCGAGGCCAAUGCCACACCGGGAGAUUACUGGCUGCGAGGAGGCUGGGUUAAGUCUUGCCAGGGUGUUGCCAACGAUCAUCCUGAAUCUGCAACGGGAAUCGUUCGCUACAGCGGUGGUAGCAACAAGGACCCAAUCAGUACUACCUCCAUUGUGGCCCCGCUGUCUUGUAAUGACGAACCGGAAGCCCAUCUGGUGCCGAGAUUGAAGCUUGAUGUGGGAAGCAUUACUGCAACGACCGUGGAGGACAUCAAUGUUCGGCUCACUCAUGCUGCAUUGUUCCAGUGGACCAUCAAUAGCAGUAGCUUGGUGCUGGAUUGGGGAAAGCCGACUCUUCAGCGAAUAUUUAAACAAGAGUCCAUAUUCCCAACGCCCUACAACGUGGUAGAGGUUGAGAAAAAAACAGAUGACAAGGAUGAAUGGGCGGUCUUAGUGAUCGAGAACAAGGCCGCUACCUUUUUCGGAGGCAUCGCUCAUCCUAUUCAUUUCCACGGACAUGAUUUCUGGAUUCUCGCGCAAAAGAAUACCACCUGGGACGGGACCUCGUCCUCAUUCCAGACGAAGAACCCAGUCCGUCGGGAUACAGCGGUACUUCCAGCACACGGAUAUCUUGCUCUCGCCUUCCAAUUGGAUAAUCCUGGGGCGUGGCUGGUUCAUUGCCAUAUCGCGUGGCACUCGAGCAUGGGCCUUGCGUUGGAGUUUGUAGAAAGACAAGAUUCCAUAUCUGCUACCAUGGGCGAUUGGAAGAAUCUGGACAGAACAUGCAUAUAG
Penicillium arizonense is the source of this 1710-nucleotide messenger RNA. RefSeq lists its product as uncharacterized. Lineage: Eukaryota; Fungi; Ascomycota; Eurotiomycetes; Eurotiales; Aspergillaceae. The record is from RefSeq and is a predicted model, not a curated record. The transcript has 4 exons. Bases 1 to 1710 code for a protein of 569 amino acids. Gene Ontology annotation, molecular function: copper ion binding; oxidoreductase activity.